UGGGUAAGCAUUGCCUACUGGAAUGCUGAUAGACUUUUGGACGAAUGGAAUUUGUCAUGGUUACCCUCGCCAGCGUGAGCGUGCCAAAAGCAAAGCCCCUCCAACGGUGUGUGCCCCACUUGCCCAGGGCGUCAAGAAAACUCCAAGAUAGCCAAAAAGUGUUCAUUCUCCCCUUUGAGCCUUAGUUUCUUUGGUCGGAAGCAAUUCAUGUGGUCCGACAGGUGCGUCCGUCUAAUGCUUAGGUCUCCACUCCUGUCGCCUGGCCAGUGUCAUAGCACCAACGAUCGAUCUCGGCGUCGGCUCCUUAAAUUUUCUUUUGUUAGUAGGGCAGAUUCAUAUCAUGUGUACUCCAUAUGUGCGCGUGGAUUGAUUGUCACAUUUUCAUCACUGGCCUAUUACCCGGUGGAGUUUAGCCUCGUCGUAAAUGCAAGGUAGGCGGUUCCCCUUGCCCUUCCAACCUCCUGAGAGCUACCGUCGAUCGUGUGGUCGGUUCCAAGGCUUCUUCCCCAUGCUUGGGAGUCUGCCUGCCAAGACGAUUGAUUUUCUUAUCCUACCCGUCUGUCUCCUUGCAAAGAAUGCACAUUAUCCGACUGUCGCGGAAAUGAUCCAUGGUUGCUGAUUGGCGUCUGUUUACAUGGCAUACAUACCUCCCGUUGGAAUGAAAGUAUAUCCCAGGUCAAACCACGUGCGCCAAUGUUGACGAGAGGAAUUAGCAGCAUCGGGAAGAGCCCGAUAAUCCCAGUCACAAAUUUCCAAUAAGCACCUUACUCUUACCAGCCAAU
This is a messenger RNA of Aspergillus pseudotamarii, 782 nucleotides long. RefSeq lists its product as uncharacterized. Bases 208 to 435 code for a protein of 75 amino acids. The record is from RefSeq and is a predicted model, not a curated record. Lineage: Eukaryota; Fungi; Ascomycota; Eurotiomycetes; Eurotiales; Aspergillaceae. The transcript has a single exon.